This is a messenger RNA of Bolinopsis microptera, 986 nucleotides long. Its product is annotated as L-xylulose reductase-like. The transcript has a single exon. The record is from RefSeq and is a predicted model, not a curated record. Lineage: Eukaryota; Metazoa; Ctenophora; Tentaculata; Lobata; Bolinopsidae. Gene Ontology annotation, molecular function: carbonyl reductase (NADPH) activity; L-xylulose reductase (NADPH) activity. Gene Ontology annotation, biological process: xylulose metabolic process; glucose metabolic process. The coding region runs from base 1 to 732 and encodes 243 amino acids.
AUGAAUCUGGGAGGUAAGAACAUUCUAGUAACAGGAGGAGGAGCCGGUAUAGGUAGAGGAGUUGUGACGUCACUCUCUUCUCACGGAGCCAAUGUCUACGUCAUCAGCAGGAGUCAGGCUAACCUGGACACUUUGUUGAGGGAGUGUAGUCACAAUGUAGUCACUAAGACUCUGGAUAUUACUGAGUAUGAGGCUGUUAGAGACUACAUUUUAUCUCUACCUCCUCUGGACGGACUCGUUAACAAUGCUGCUACUGCCGUUAUCAGACCUUUCCUGGAAAUUACCACUUCUGAUUUCGAUGCUCAGAUGGAUGUAAAUGUAAAAGGAAACUACUUUGUGGCCCAGGCAGCUGCUCAGAAUAUGGUUAAUAACAAAAAGGCUGGUUCCAUAGUUCAUGUGUCAUCCCAAGCGUCCCAAGCUGCUUUACAGGACCAUUCCUUAUAUGGAAUGUCAAAAGCAGCGCUAGAUAAUCUAGCUAAGAAUAUGGCCCUAGAGUUGGGGAGUCAUGGUAUCAGAGUAAACUGUGUAAAUCCAACUGUAGUUAUGACAGAUAUGGGGAGAGUUGGCUGGUCUGAUCCGGCAAAAGCUGGUCCCAUGCUGAGUAAAAUACCUCUGGGAAGAUUUGCUGAAAUUGAGGAGGUUGUCGGUCCGAUUCUAUUUUUAUUGAGUGAUAGCUCUUCAAUGGUAAAUGGAACUACACUUCCUAUUGAUGGAGGCUUCCUUGCCAUGUAAAUUGUUAAAGUGAUACCAUUAAUAAUUCAUUGUGGUCAUUAUUUUUAUCUAGUAGUGAUCGACACUGAAGUCAUGACAUUUUCAUGUUUCCGUUGCAGAUGGUUUUUUAAAACAUCCGUUAAUUUUUGUAACUGUAUAUGAGUUUUUAUUUAUAAAUCGGGUAAAUUUUAUAUCUCAUGAAACGAUUUCGAGAACUUGCUUUUAAAAUUUACAGGAUUUUUACUUUAAUUAAUUUUCAGUCGUCUUGACAACUA